Messenger RNA from Sparassis crispa, 1701 nucleotides. RefSeq lists its product as hypothetical. Bases 1 to 1701 code for a protein of 566 amino acids. Gene Ontology annotation, molecular function: protein binding. Lineage: Eukaryota; Fungi; Basidiomycota; Agaricomycetes; Polyporales; Sparassidaceae. The record is from RefSeq and is a predicted model, not a curated record. The transcript is spliced from 6 exons.
AUGCCCGCGAAGUACUCACACGUAAAGAAGCGACCAGCUGGACAAUCUAAGAAAGCUGGAAGCAACCACAGCAAUGGAAGUAACAACCACGCUCACCACCGGAAUCCCAAUCCCCACCUCGAUCGGCACAUUGAUCUCAGCAUUACACAGGCAGUGACAGCCGUGUCGCAACUCGAGCGCGCGAUUGCCCGCAUUCUGCUGAUUCGUUUCGAGCAGGACAUGGCGCGAUUGUUCUCUACACACCUCCACUGUGUCGCGCUUCUGCAUCUCCCCACGUUCGUAAUGCGAUGUGUCACCGUAUGCGGACCUGGCUGGGUGGCCGCGAACGCGGACUGUGACGAGAUUAAAGACUUCUUCCGUGCAGCGAUUGGCAUGGACCUGAGACAAGCCGGCGAUCGGGUUGCUACGAAGAGCGUCCUUUGGUCGUAUACUGCUUUGCGACAUUUUGCCAUGUCUCACAAUGUCUCCAUCUGCCGGAAACGUGGUCUGCAUUCGCUGCAACUGCUUCCGCAUUACUCUGCCCUGAAAGCUCAUCUCGACACUCUUGAGGCCAUGCCAGCACCUGCAUUCGCCAAGCCACCCCAUCUAGGUUCACUGUCUGAGGGACUUCGCGCUCUGGAAGAUGCGUGUGGAGCCAAAUAUACCAAAGACGCGGAAUGGCGCACAAAGCUGCGCGUGGGGUACGAGCGCGUCUGCACCACUCUUUGGCGCGUUGCUGGCGAGUUUGACGUGCGCGGAUACGGCCUUGUCCUACGCGAGAAAUUGACGAACAAGUGGUGUGACUGCGGGUGUUCGACGGAUCAUCUUAGUGAAGUGUGUGAAAAGACAGUGCGUGAAGACGAGGAAGAGAGUGGAGUGCGGCCGGGAAAGGAAAGAGAAUGGGACGGACGUGGAAGCGGUGUGUAUGGCUGGGAAACAGAAGAAGAAGAAGAUAUUUGGGAGAUUGACUUCGACUUCAUCGGCCUGGUAUCGGAGGAUAAUGACGACGAGGGCCUCGAUCCUGACAUGACUAUCAACGGGCUCAUGGAAUGGCGAUAUCUUAGGGCUGAACGCGAGAAAGAGCAGGGAAACACGGCUUUCAAGAGGGGUCAUUACGUGGAAGCCAUAGAACAUUACAAAGCAGCACAUCGAAUCGAGCCCGAGAUGUCGCAUUAUCAGUUGAACCUCGCGGCUGCGCACCUGAAGCAACAAAACUGCGUAGCUGCAGAACGCGCCUGUGAUACUGCGCUCGGUCAGCAUAUGAGCCUGAAGGGGCAUUGGCGCCGAGCACAAGCGCGAAAAGCCCAAGGUCGCACUGAGGAUGCCAUCAAGGAUCUACGGGCUGUGCUCAAAAUCCAACCCACAAAUGCUGAAGGGUUGGCAGAGUUGACAGUAUUGUCACCGGCCGAUGCGCCUGUCUCUUCCCCUUCAUUUUCUUUGUCGAAAUCCGCCUUUUCAUCCACCGAGUCGUCUUCAUCCCGUUCUCAACCUGCCGGAUCGACCGCAGCUACGAAUCUUUGCAAGCCGUUGCCCUUCCCGCGAACAGACGUAGAUAAUCGCAAGUUGAAGAUCUUCACCCUUCCGUUGACAGUGGACAUACCCAUUGAUUUCAUUCCAUUUCUCAAUGCCAAGAUGGCGCCUCUAUCCUCUUCCAAACUGAUUACAGAGUCAUUCGUAUAUCCUAACUGGGAACGCUACGUUGUGCAGAGGGUAUUGGACUAA